This is a messenger RNA of Hippopotamus amphibius kiboko, 3687 nucleotides long. It is a transcript of the gene SLC5A9, whose product is annotated as solute carrier family 5 member 9. The record is from RefSeq and is a predicted model, not a curated record. Lineage: Eukaryota; Metazoa; Chordata; Mammalia; Artiodactyla; Hippopotamidae. Gene Ontology annotation, cellular component: plasma membrane. Gene Ontology annotation, biological process: transmembrane transport. The transcript is spliced from 15 exons. Bases 259 to 2301 code for a protein of 680 amino acids. Gene Ontology annotation, molecular function: D-glucose:sodium symporter activity.
CUGGAGUGGGUUUUCAGGGCCUGCCCACCACCUCACCUGGGGGAGGAGCCAGGCUGGUCCACGUCCUUGACUUGAGCUGUCAGAGGCCAGGCCAGAGGUACACCACGCUGGGGAGCUGCUGCCCGGAGCUAAGACCGAGACGCUGGGCCCCAGAGGUUUUGUCCACGCCAGGCUGCCCAGGAAAGGAAUGAAGCCAGGGGCGCCUCAAAGUCCAGCCUGGUGGUGACUGAGGAGCAGCUGAGCACUGAGCUGGCAGCAAUGGGGCCUGGAGUUUCGGGAAAUGGGGUCAGCACUGGGACAGUUCCCCGCUCAGCGCCGGGUCCGGGAGUCAGCCUGCACGCCCAGGACAUCGCCGUCCUGGUCGUCUACUUUGUCUUCGUCCUUGGCGUUGGAGUCUGGUCAUCCUUCCGUGCAAGCCGAGGGACCGUUGGCGGCUACUUCCUGGCGGGGAGGUCCAUGAGCUGGUGGCCCAUUGGAGCAUCUCUGAUGUCCAGCAAUGUGGGCAGCGGCUUGUUCAUCGGCCUGGCUGGGACAGGGGCCGCUGGAGGCCUUGCUGUGGGUGGCUUUGAGUGGAACGCAACCUGGCUGCUUCUGGCCCUUGGGUGGAUCUUUGUCCCUGUGUACAUUGCAGCUGGUGUGGUCACGAUGCCACAGUACCUGAAGAAGCGAUUCGGGGGCCAGAGGAUCCAGGUGUACAUGUCUGUCCUUUCUCUCAUCCUCUACAUCUUCACCAAGAUUUCGACUGACAUCUUCUCUGGAGCCCUCUUCAUCCAGAUGGCCUUGGGCUGGAAUCUUUACCUCUCCACGGUGAUCCUGUUGGUGGUGACAGCUGUCUAUACCAUCACAGGGGGCCUCACGGCCGUGAUCUACACAGACACUCUGCAGAUGGUGAUCAUGGUGGGGGGAGCCCUGGUCCUCAUGUUCCUGGGCUUUCAGGAGGUGGGCUGGUACCCAGGCCUGGAGCGGCGGUAUAGGCAGGCCAUCCCUAAUGUCACAGUCCCCAACACCACGUGUCACCUCCCCCGGCCCGACGCCUUCCACAUGCUCCGGGACCCCGUGAGCGGGGACAUUCCUUGGCCGGGCCUCAUUUUCGGGCUCACGGUGCUGGCCACGUGGUGCUGGUGCACCGACCAGGUCAUUGUGCAGAGGUCUCUCUCCGCCAAGAGUCUGUCUCACGCCAAGGGAGGCUCGGUGCUGGGGGGCUACCUGAAGAUCCUGCCCAUGUUCUUCAUCGUCAUGCCCGGCAUGAUCAGCCGGGCCCUGUACCCAGAUGAGGUGGGCUGCGUGGAUCCUGACGUCUGCCAAAGAAUCUGUGGGGCCCGAGUGGGAUGUUCCAACAUCGCCUACCCCAAGCUGGUCAUGGCGCUCAUGCCCGUGGGUCUGCGGGGCCUGAUGGUCGCAGUGAUCAUGGCCGCCCUCAUGAGCUCACUCACCUCCAUCUUCAACAGCAGCAGCACCCUGUUCGCCAUUGACGUGUGGCAGCGCUUCCGCAGGAAGGCGACAGAGCAGGAGCUGAUGGUGGUGGGCAGAGUGUUUGUGGUGCUCCUGGUCGCCAUCAGCAUCCUCUGGAUCCCCAUCAUCCAAAGCUCCAACAGCGGGCAGCUCUUCGACUACAUCCAGUCCAUCACCAGCUACCUGGCCCCGCCCAUCACUGCCCUCUUCCUGCUGGCCAUCUUCUGCACGAGGGUCACAGAGCCCGGAGCCUUCUGGGGCCUCAUGUUUGGCCUGCUGGUGGGGCUUCUGCGCAUGAUCCUGGAGUUCUCGUACCCAGCCCCAGCCUGCGGGGAGGCAGACCGGCGGCCGGCCGUGCUCAAGGACGUCCACUACCUCUACUUUGCACUCCUCCUCUGCGGGCUCACGGCCAUCGUCAUCGUCACUGUCAGCCUCUGCACAACCCCCAUCCCUGAGGAAAAGCUCGCUCGCCUGACGUGGUGGACACGGCACCGCCCCCGCCCUGAGCUGGAGAAGGAGGCCUGGGAGAGAACAGCAGGGACAGCGGACACGGCAGGGACAGCAGACGUGCCAUCUGGGGAGGGCCCUGCAGGGGCUGGAGGGGCAGAGAACCCCAGCCAUGGCCGGGAGCAGCCUGCAGCCCCACGCAGGUCCUGGGGACAGCUGCUCUGGGGCUGGCUGUGCGGGCUCUCGGCGGCCCCGGAGCAAGCGCUGAGCCCCGCCGAGAAGGCCGCGCUGGAGCAGAAGCUGACCAGCAUCGAGGAGGAGCCGCUCUGGAGAAGAGUCUGCAACGUCAACGCCGUCCUCCUGCUGGCCGUCAACAUCUUCCUCUGGGGCUAUUUUGCAUGAUUCCGCAGGCCUGGCUGAGCCAGGCCUGGCAGGCGGGAGAUAGCCUUUCCUCCCACCUCGCUGUCCACACCGAAUCCUCAGAGGCUGAGUCUGCAGGAGCCCCUGAAGAGCACACCAUCCAGGCUGCACACUGAUGGGUGGAGCCAGGAGGCCCAGAGAGGGCCCUGGGCCUGGGUCAGGCCACACAGCAGGACUCGCACUGGGUCCCGGGCUUCAGCUGUCUCCACUACAGUACCUUUCACUCCUACCUCAAAAACACUGUUUCCACCCUCUGGUGAGUCCAUUCAGGAGCUUUCACUUUGCAUGUGUCAUGAGGUCAAAAAAGUGGACUAUACAAGAAAAAGUGGCAAGAAAGAUGCAAAAAUCUUCGUGCAUCUUUGCUCACUCAUAUCCCUUCCUUGUCCCCCUUCUCUCUCCUUUACUCUCUGGCUCCCAAUCUCCAGUCACCUAUUUCCAGCAGGGAUCUCCCCAGGAGGGCCUUAUCCUUUCAUUAGCGGCUCCAUAGUGAUGGCUGUCAGACCAGAAGGAAUGAGGGACCAGGGUAGAGGGUAAGCAUGGUAGCAGAUGGCAUUUGGGUAGGGAGCUCCCCCUUGGCACUACUCAAAUCUGCCUCUUCCUACCCUCACAUCCAAACGUGCACCAAGUCUCCAAACGUGCUCCAAGUCUCCAGGCCUUGAGGAACUUGAAGGCCAGCUGGAGAGACAUGACUUGCUGGAGACAAAAGGUAUCAAGACUGGCUGCUCUGUGCUCCGAGCAAGCCCUGCAGAGGGGCAGCGCGGACAGCCUAGGAGCCCCUGCAGCUGCGCCUGUGCCCCCUCCCUCUGCCUGCCAGGCAUCCGGCUACCCUGAAAACACAGGGACCUUGCCUGGGUGUCCCUCCUCCAGGAAGCUGCCCACAGCUGGAUCAAAGUCCCAUUUCUGCUCCCAUACCCCCUGGACCUGCUUCUGUAGCAGCACUGAUCACUGUACUGUGAGGUUUACCUGCUGGAUCAGACUGAACACUCAAAGGAGCGGGGACCAAGGAUGGCGUCCCAAGUGACUUUGUACCCAGAAAGUAACAGAUGUUGCUUUAGUAACAGUAAAAGUUGAACUGGUAAUUCUCCAAAGUCCUGGUAGGCUUUGCACUGUGGCUGGCUGGGUGGGGAGGUGCGGAGCGGGCGGUGGGAAGGAAUAUCCUCUCAGCUGGAGUUUCCACGCUGAGUCUCAGAUGUCUAGAAUGAAACCGCAGCCUUGUUCCAUUGCCAAAGACACCUGUGAGAAUGUGCCUUCCUUUUUCUGUCUUCCUGUCUAAGCUGUCCCUGCUCUCAGGGAACCCUCUUUAAUGCUGCCUUUGAUCAUCACUUUAUGCUAAUCACUCAUAACUGAGUACAAAUAAAAUUCUUGUUU